Molecule: messenger RNA, 382 nt
Organism: Rattus rattus (black rat)
Lineage: Eukaryota; Metazoa; Chordata; Mammalia; Rodentia; Muridae
Product: rho GTPase-activating protein 7-like
Exons: 2
Coding region: 50-346 (98 amino acids)
Source: RefSeq, a predicted model, not a curated record
UGUUCCUCAGGAAACGAGGGAAGAUCGAGACAGGACACGGCUGGACUCCAUGGUGCUGCUAAUUAUGAAACUGGACCAACUAGACCAAGACAUCGAGAACGCUCUCAGCACUGCCUCCUCUCCAUCCAGCACCCCAACGAACCUGCGGCGGCAUGUCCCUGAUCUGGAAUCAGGAUCUGAAAGCGGAACAGAGAGUACCACAGUAAAUCAGACACAGGUGAAUCUGUCUUCAGAGUCCACCGAUCCAUCGUCCACUCCAGCGAGCAAUUCUGGAACCAAACCCAAAGCCAUGGUAAGUUGUACACAAUCCCAGACUCAACAGUCAGUGUUGCCAAACAUGAGGUAAGUGUUGAUAGCCUUCUAUCCAGCAUGGAAAGAAGAC